Molecule: messenger RNA, 1130 nt
Organism: Hippocampus zosterae (dwarf seahorse)
Lineage: Eukaryota; Metazoa; Chordata; Actinopteri; Syngnathiformes; Syngnathidae
Product: vesicle-associated membrane protein 2-like
Biological process (GO): vesicle-mediated transport; vesicle fusion; SNARE complex assembly
Cellular component (GO): plasma membrane; SNARE complex
Molecular function (GO): SNAP receptor activity; syntaxin binding
Source: RefSeq, a predicted model, not a curated record
GAAACUGCAGGUGGCGGCAAGUUAAAGUUAAAGUGAUCAGUUGGGAUGGUGAAAACGAAAUGAGAAAUAUUACAAAACAAAGUGGGGAAGAUAUUUUGGUGAAGGGAAAACCCGAAAUUGAACAGAAAUUUAUAAGAGGUAAUUGGGACUUUAUGACGUGAGUUUGCGCAUGCGCGCCAUGUCCUCAUCCCUGAGUGCGUUUUGUCUUUCAACCCCCACCCCUCCAUCACUUGUGGUCUGUCCCGGACUGGAUUAUCAUCAUCGCGGAUCCGAUAUGUCUACUCCAGAUGUAGCAGGAACCCCGGGAGCCCCCGACUCUGAGGGGGGACCUCUGGCCGCAGCCCCGAACCUGACCAGCAACAGGCGACUGCAGCAGACGCAGGCGCAGGUGGAUGAGGUGGUGGACAUCAUGCGUGUGAACGUGGACAAGGUUCUGGAACGCGACCAGAAGUUGUCGGAGUUGGACGACCGCGCCGACGCCCUGCAAGCUGGGGCCUCGCAGUUCGAGAGCAGCGCCGCCAAGCUCAAAAACAAGUACUGGUGGAAAAACUGCAAGAUGAUGAUCAUCAUGGCGGUGGUGGGCGUUCUUUUGUUUGGCGUCCUCUUCUUGUAUUUCUUCUACUGAGGCGAAGUCUCCUCGUUCUUCCUCGGCUUCCCGCCCUCCUCUUCUCCCCAAGCCUUCCUAAGAAACUCCCACGCUGCACCGGCUGAUGGGUAACAUACAACCAAUGAGCUGUGCUGUCGUGGAAGUAUUUCCAUUUCAGCCCUGCAAGGCAGCCGGAAAUUUGUGAAUGUGAUCGCCGGACUUUGCGACAAAAACAUCGUAGGCCUUUUUGGUGCGUCUGCCCAAAACAAGCAACACAUUUGUAUGGAUUGCUCAAUGAGAUUCUGCUGAAGAUGGAAAAUUGACUUUUUCAUGUUUGUAUAGAGAUACUUGUGUGUGUGUGUGUGUGUGUGUUGCCAACAAUCGCAAUUCUUCAACCUUGAGUGCGAUAGAGGCGUAUGGUUCGUUGCUUUCUAGCCAGUUUUUUUUUUUGCCUGUUUUCAUUCUGACAUGAUCUUUACUGUGGUUUUUCAUCGCUAUCCAUUUGUUCCCAACAUGCUGUCACUAAAAUGUCUUUCCACUACUA